AUGGUGGGGGAUAACGAGGAGAACUCGCCCUCACACGAGGAGGAGGACGACGAAGAUGAUCCAGUUAGCCUAGCUAGCAUUCUCCGGGAGCUCAAAGACUUUAGACACAAAAACAAGGAACAAUUUUCUGAAAUUCAAAGAAACCAACAACAGACGGACGUCAGAGUGACACAAGCCGAAGCACGAAUUGAUGAAGUGGAAACGGCGCUGGGAGCAACAUCGACGCUCAUAAAGCAACUGCUAGCGCGGCAAGACACCAUGGAGGCUAAGCUCACUGACCAGGAGGCCCGCGCACGGAGAGAUAACCUCCGCAUAUACGGCAUCCCAGAGGAAGCGGAGGGCACUAAUAUUAUUGUUUUUCUGGAAAAUAUGCUUCGUGAUUCUCUCGCUUUUCCGCCUGAAACUGAUUUAAAGAUAGAAAGGGCACAUCGAGCCCUGGCCCCGAAACCUGCUGGAGGACAGACACGGCCACGCUCAAUCAUAGCCAAGUUUUCCAGCUACAGGGUCAAGGAAGUAGUUAUAAGGAUUGCCUGGCAGAAGAAACAAGUGAUGUACAAGGACACGCGAUUCUACGUUGACCAUGAUUACCCUCCGCUGAUUCUAAAGAAACGCACCGAAUACAACCAGGCCAAAAGAAGCGCGGCGGAGGCGACAGUGGACAUGUCUGCAAGAGGACUCCCGGUGACCGUGAUCCCGUCUACCGUCGAUCCCUACCAGCGCGAGUUACAGCGGCUCUCAUCGUGGCAGGCGACCCCCGGAGACCGAACCAGCACACCCCCUCCUUCAGGCACCGGACCGACUCUGACAAGCCGGCUCAUUCAAAGACCGUUUAUUGAAAAGCUGCGGGAAUUCAGGCGAAAUCCACCUACAGAUAAGUGA
Knipowitschia caucasica is the source of this 879-nucleotide messenger RNA. NCBI's taxonomy places the organism in Eukaryota, Metazoa, Chordata, Actinopteri, Gobiiformes, Gobiidae. The record is from the annotation of a GenBank genome assembly.